Molecule: messenger RNA, 5034 nt
Organism: Lagopus leucura (white-tailed ptarmigan)
Lineage: Eukaryota; Metazoa; Chordata; Aves; Galliformes; Phasianidae
Product: CKLF-like MARVEL transmembrane domain-containing protein 6
Exons: 4
Coding region: 27-578 (183 amino acids)
Cellular component (GO): membrane
Source: RefSeq, a predicted model, not a curated record
CUUCUCGCCGGCUCGGCAGCGCGGCCAUGGAGAACGGCGGCGUCUACAACGAGACCACCGAGCCGCGGGCCAAGCCGCCCCUCCGCCGCCGCUGCGGCUGCACCCUGCGGCACCUGCGGGGCUGGCGGCUGGUGCACAAAGCCCUCCAGCCGGUCCUCUCUUUUCUGGCUGUUAUUUUUGAAGAAAUUGUGGAGGAUUGUAUCAACUGUCAUGGGCUGUACUUCUUUGAAUUUGUAAGCUGCAGUGCUUUUCUUUUGAGCCUCCUGAUCCUGUGUGUGUAUUGCACUAUUGCAUAUGAAACGUUUGGGAAAGAUAAAGUAAACAAAAUGAAUUUUUGGACCAUGCUAAUUAUAGGUGCCUUCUUUCUAAUAGCUUCAAUAGUGCUUGCUGCAACCAGCUCUGGGUCUGCUUUUGAAAAAGCUGCUUGUGUGUUUGGAUUUUUUGCAAGUGGGGCAUUUUUAGCUGAAUUUAUAUGGGAACUUUGGUGCAGUCGGAAACAAAGCACUGAAGAACGCUCUGAAAAUCCAGGCCACACUCAAGGUGCCACAGAAGAUCAGCCACUGAAUAAGCCAAGCUAAACUUUCUGAAAUUAGUUCUUUUUUUUUUUUUGAGUGGAGCAAGCUAAAACAAAGUUUCAAUGCUCUGUAGGUAAUAACUUCUGUCCCUUCCUUCUAAUCAGUUUUAUUUGUCACAAAAACUUAAAGAUCUGCAGGCAAGUAGUGACAUCUUGAGCAUUGUGGUUUAUUUAAUUUUCUAAGCAACUGGUCCUGCCACCUAUUUAGGUGGCAUAUAUUUAAAAAAAAAAAAUGUAAAUAGAAUAACUGAAGGACAGUAGUGUGCUGAUUUGAUUUUGGUAGAAGUGACUAAUAAAGGGAAAUAUGUGAUGCAGAAAUUCUUAGUUAUGCUCUGAAGACAUUUUCUAUAUAACUUGGACCAGAUACUUCUCUUACAAGUUCCAAAUUAGAAGAGCAGAAUUCAUUCUUAUUGGUCAAACAGUGAAUGUAAGAGACAUCUAACUGCAGCCUUACAAAAAUGCUUAUCCGUGUGUAAGAGUGUGGGAUUUUGUUUUUACUAUUCAAUCUCUUUCUUCAGUUCUGCCUGUGAGAUCAGUUUAAUGAAAGCAAGGAGUUUUUAUGCAGGGGGUAAUGUAGUUGUUUAUUAAGGAGAGAGCUUUGCACAUCGUGCUCAUCGGUGUUCACACUUAGAUGACAGAAUGUUUUUUCAGAUUGUUUCAAAACCAAGAAAAUUUGCAGGAAUAAAGAAAAGCUGGCUGUGAGAGGAAAAAUUGAAGAAUAAGUAUUUUCACAAAGUAACCCUAAAUUAGCAAUUUGAACAUCAAUGGGAAAAACAUUACUUCACACUGGUACUAUCCAGGUGAAUAUGAUUUGCAAGGUUAAUCGCAUACACAACUUGUCUAUGCACAGUUAAUGGUAGCUUUACUGGAAUUGUUGUGGACCAUGUCAUUUUCUUUGCUCUAGUGCACUAUGGACUGACUGGCUCAGCUGGUGAGCAGGUAAAUCAGUACUUGUACCCUAAAGCAACAGGCCAUACUGCUGAUGCAGCAUGUAUCAGACCAGUGAUGGACAUAUCAGGCUAGAUGCUGAUGGGUAUAAAUAAAAUGGAAAAAAGGCAUUUUUUUAGAUGUCUGAGGUAGAAGCAAAAUUGCUAGACAUGUAAAGGAAUGCCCUCAAAAAUAGGGCAACAUGCCAUAAGCCAAGAGAUGUUCCAAAAAUACCAGAGCACGUGAGAAAAAAAAGCUGAUUAUGCAAAAACAGUUGUUGUUUGAGUUCUCAUGACAUCUGUAAUGUCUUCCAGGCAUUAACACCAUUUAUCAAUAUUCUUGUCUGACAAGUUUAUAGUCCUGUAACCUGCUGUGGCAGUGCUGAGACUAAGCCCUCCAGAAAUUGUGCAUGAGAGCUGUAUUUGGAAAGGGAUGAGGAAGUCAGUGUAAGAGAAAGCAGUGUAAAAGGUCAACUUUUUUUUCCUAGUACUGUUACUUUCAGAUGAACAUGAGUUUGUGAUGUUCUCUCCCUAACCUCUGUGCCUUAACUUUAACACUACACUUUGCUUGGGGAAUGUAACAUUUUGACAGCUGGUGUGAAGCACCAAGUUUAAGCCGUGUCUUGGUUUCAGAGCCAUGCGUAAAAUACGUAUUUUCUUGUAUGGAAUUUCUUGCCUUGAAGAUGAAAUGUUAUUUGGACUGUCAUUUAUUUUCUUGUAUUUAUUAGAAUCCAUUUGCACUAACCUGAUCUCAGUGUAGGUGUACAGAGCUUAUUGUAGCUGUGUCUGAAAACUGGGUAGAUUAGAGAUGUGUUUGUUUACAAUAGGCAAUAGGAAACUGGUCACAGGGAGAAAUAUCUCUGCUGCAAUUCGCAGUGUCUGACUUUGGCGUAUAUGUUCACAAUGGUGAUUAGCAUUUGAGGUUGGUGUGAGUUUUUUGUGUGUUUGUUUUUGUUUCCUUUUUAGUUUAUUGCCCAAGAUUCUUAUGAAUUUUUUCAACAUUGAGAUUUCUGUUGUUUCUUAAUCUUGAUACUAUAGAGUGUAAAAUUAACCAGGUGCUGCUGAUAUUAUUUAACAAUGCAGGACUAUGACAAAAUUUUCAUCUUGGAAUAAUCUUUCCUUUUUUUUUUUUUUCUUUUCUUUUUUUUUUUUUUUUCUUAGCUUAAAAUAUAUGAAGAGAGUUAUGGGUUUUGAUUACCUUCUCUAUUGACUUUUCUCUGCCUGAUUUGCUAUUGAUACGCAUUCCUGAAUUGGAGAUGUAGGUACUGAGAGGGAUCCAUGAAACCAUUUCUCUGCCUUAGGCCUCCCUAUCCUAUCUGGUAUCUACCACUGAUUCUUUACAGACAAAUUGGAAUACAGAAGUUAUUUUUACAAAAAGGUGCCACAAGCAGCUGGUGUCAGAAGUGACUGGAACUGAGUUCUGACUCCCACGACCUGUGUCAGACCUUCUGAAACAGAAAUAUUGCCAAUCUUUGCAGAACAGUUUGAUGGAUUCUCUUGCUACAUACAUGCUGGCAUCCCUGGAGUAUUUCAGGUUGCUAAGAGUGAGGAUUUUUUAACAUACACUUCAUUUUCCUUGUAGCUGUUCCAAGCAGUUAGCGUUUACACAUUCUCUCACUAACUGACUGAUCUGUGUAUGGAUUUGAGAACCAAAUUCUGUUGACUGAAAGGGAUGAAAGCAUUGCCACCAGCUAAUGAAAAUGAGCAGGUAGUUUUCUGGAAACUGGUUAGAUCUGUUUUCCCUUGUCAUAGGAUUUUCCUAAUGGGAGACGUGAAAUUCUUUAAAACAAUACGUAGAGCUCCAUCCCAGAUUCUGUUUAACUGGCAUUCAUCUGUCAUAUAGUACAGUAGUUAAAUACCACAUAUGGGCUAUGAGUUUGAGGUAAUUGCUAAACUGUUGCUACCAAAACAGCUGUUUGUUAACAAAGCAGUUUCUGUAUGGUUGUACUGUCAAUCCUAGGCUUUUAAGCUUGAGGGUAGGGUGUAGUUGGUUUUCUGUUGUUGCUUAGAAAUAGUUGGGAAAAUAGUUGGGAAUGAGGCUUGUUUGUAUCUAUGCAGUUCUCUGCUGCUGCUUAACUUGCUUUGUCAGCUCCCCAGGGUACAAGGGCAGAUGUGUGUCUCUGCAAUCCUCCAGGCCAGGUAGGAUGAGAGACUUCCUUACUACCACAGCCAAGCAGAGUGGUCUCCUGCUGUCCUGAUGUGCUCCUGUCAUGCUCCCAGUGUCGGCUGUAGGCUUUGAGUGUCUUUCCUCCCAUUAGGCUGAUCCCAAAGGAUGGCACUGGAUUAAACAUCAGUUUUUGCAGGAGCUCUUUCUGGCUGUAUGUCUCCUACACUCGUGCACUGUCAGCAAAGUGGUUUGCAAGUUUCCCAGCCUGUUCCUGAUUAAACAAUCCUGCUUUCUUUAAAUUAGCUAUUUACAUUGCUAAACAAAGUUGGCUGAAUUUGACUGAAGUGGAUUAGGGUUAUUCAGGAGAAUGGUGGGAGCUUUAGCAGGAGGGCAGUUAUGAGAAACUAUCUUAAAUUUCUUUUCCUGAUUGCAAAGCAGCCACAAUUGUACAGUCUUAACUGACAGUAAAACCUGUGGAGAGGAGCAGUCGGCACGGUACAUCAAGCUGAAGACUGUCUUCACCUUCUUCAACACUGUGCUUGGCAGUGGGGCUGUGAGCCUGCUCAGCAUAUUCAAAUCCAGUCGAGCACAUCCAAAAAUAUUUGAAGGCUCCACACUGACUCUCAGGCAUCUCUUAUGCUUAUGGUGCUGUGAGAAUCAGUGCAGAGGGUUCUCCAGGACAUGUGAAGACUUGCUGUUAAGUAGCUGAACUGUGAGUUUUUGCUCUGAAAAGCCACAUGUACAUUAUGUAGAGUGUGAAUUUUUAAAGCGUUAAGCUCAUAUUAAAAUCAUAAUGCUAGCAAUGCCCUUUGGAUUCAAGUAUUUGAAGGAAUUGUGCCCUACAGCUUGUACUCUGUGCUUGCAAACAGCAGGGCAGGGUUGUGGUCCUGUACCGUUUGGUUCUACCAUUGCACCCACCAACUUUAAAAUGCAGUGAACUGUUUCAUGCAAUGCUAAGAGCUCAGCACAAGAUGUUUUUGCAUAAUGGCCAUUGUGGUAAUCCUCACUCUGUUCAAAUCUGUGCAAUAAAAAUACCAAGCUUACUACACUGAAGGGAAACAUUUUGUGAGAUAUUUGAGGGGUUGUAUGAAGUUGUAAUGAAUUAAUAUGCUGGUAGUGCCUUUAAGAUGGAAAUUCAUCUUUGUUUUAUUUUAUUGCUGUAAGCAGCGGGAGGUAUCUAGAUUAAAUUUUAUGCUGUUCAGAACUAUCACUUUCAUACCUUUGAGAACUUAAGUGCCUUUUAAUGAUUAUUAAAUCAGAAUGAUAAUGCAAUUGUUUUAUAUAUAUUAAAAAAAAAAGCAUAUAGUUUCGUAGCCAGUGUUGCCUUGAACUUCCAUUAAAAUAAUUGUGAAAUGUUUAAUUAUUUUUCCAUUCUAUUUUAAUUCAUAUUUUAAUGUAUUAUGUUCUUUUUGGUCCUUAAAGAUGUU